This is a messenger RNA of Chelonia mydas (Green sea turtle), 2042 nucleotides long. Its product is annotated as microtubule-associated proteins 1A/1B light chain 3C. The record is from RefSeq and is a predicted model, not a curated record. The coding region runs from base 75 to 545 and encodes 156 amino acids. Gene Ontology annotation, cellular component: autophagosome membrane; autophagosome; cytosol. Gene Ontology annotation, molecular function: ubiquitin protein ligase binding. Gene Ontology annotation, biological process: cellular response to nitrogen starvation; autophagy of mitochondrion; autophagosome assembly. The transcript has 4 exons. NCBI's taxonomy places the organism in Eukaryota, Metazoa, Chordata, Testudines, Cheloniidae.
UCUACUCUCAUGACCAGCUGCGUGGAUCUGCAGGGCGAGUCCUGAGGGCAGAGGGAACCGUCUUCCUCCCGAAGAUGUGGCCCCGGCAAAGCAAUAGCUACAGUCGCUCUUUCAAGCAGAGGAAGAGCCUGGCCAGUAGGAUGCGGGAAGCAGCUGAAAUCCGGGCAAAGUACCCCACCAAGAUCCCGGUGGUGGUGGAACGUUACCAGAAGGAGAAGCAGCUGCCCUGGUUGGACAGGACCAAGUUUCUGGCUUCCCAGGACUCGUCCAUGUCUCAGUUCAUGAUCACCCUGCGGUCACUGACCCCGCUUCAAGAGAUAGGAAGCCCUCCUGGGGUCCCAGCUUGCUGUUCCCACCAAGGAACUGACACCACACUAAUUUCUGCAGUUUCCACCCCCAUGAUGCUUCUGAGGCCCAUCUGCCCAUUCGCUAGGUUGAUGCUUUUGUUUACCUGGGAUAUAAACGUACCUUCCUUGUCGCUGCCUGGUGACCUGGCAGGUCCAACAAGCAAAUACACGUUCCAUUGCCAAGACAAACUGGGCUGAGGCAUGUCUUGCCAGAAAGACUUUGAGAGCAAUUCUAGCACCUAUUUAUAACUCUUUAUACACCCCCUGUAUGUAUGCUGGUUCCAAAAGUCAUUGGGUGGGGUGUUACCUGCUGGUAUGUGAGGCUGCACCUAACAGGCUGGCAUCCGGUCCGACACACCUUCUGGGAAGAGCUGCGGAUGCAGACUAGUGACCCACCACUGGGCCUGUGUGUCACAAGUACCUUGUUAACCACAAACGCUCCAGUAGGAUUAACCACCACAAACAGCAUGCAUGCAAGCCAACCCUACAAUCACAGCACAGAAUGUGUGCAAGGGAGUGGUGAACACCUCUUUGAAGGAUGCUCCAUGCUCUGUGAGGACUCUGAGAACACGCAGCAGAAGGGCAGAGCAGGGGUUAUGGGGGCUAGCCUGGGACUUGGGAGAGCUGGGGGGGGGUCAACUACCUGCUCUGCCACAGACUUAGCCUCUCAGGACCUCAGCUCCCUGUCUCAUGGAGAUGAUUCUUCUCCCUCACAUGCAUUCAGUGUUGAGGCUUGGUGACUGGGGAGAGCCAGAGACCUCGCAUAGUGAUUGAGAGUCUCUAACUGCUGUAUCCACCUGUUCCAUCUUGUACUCAGAUGCCAAGGUCUCUCUGGCAGGGUCCAUCCUGUCUGUACAGCAACUGGUGCCAAUCACUGACAUCGAUACCGCCAAAUGCUGCAAUUCAUGCUCCUUGGAGCCGUUGAGUCUCCUUAUCUAAUAGUCUCUGAAAAUCUCCUUAAACCCCCAGAACUCGCAUGUCCCUGACGGCGACCCAGGCCUUCUACCUGCUAGUAAACAACAAAGCUCUGCCCAGCAUGAGCAUGACCAUGGGGGAGGUGUACCGUGGCCACAAGGAUGGGGACGGCUUUCUCUACGUAACCUAUGCUUCCCAGGAGAUGUUCGGCGGCGGCUGCUCAGGUGGCCCUGCGGCGACUCAGUCAUGAACCUGCCUGUUGCCAGCUGGUCUCUGUCGUUGGUUUAUCUUGUGAUGCAAACAACUGCAGGGGCUGCAAACCUCUUUCUUAACCUGAAUUUUUAAUUAAACUGCUGUCUGGGGAUAGAGGAGGAAAGCAUGAAAGUCCAGAAGCUACUAGCAGGAUCGCUCUCCUGCAACAGCGCUGGGGACUCGAGUCUCUCUGAACAGACGCCUGUUAGAAGAAUAACUUGUGACUAAAGUGAUGAGAUGUUUUUAAUGCCAGAACCACAUCCUAUUGAAUCUCACUCUGAUCCGCUGCAAGGUUAUUCUCUUAACAGGCCUAUUCCUCUCCCUUUUUAAUGAAUUUCACUGCUGGACUUUGUUCUGGUUAGUGGCACUGGAAACUUUAAAGUUUGGUUUUUUUAGCAAGUCUGCUCCUGUAACAGGGAUUGGUGUACCAGGGUUCCACAGCUGGGAUUUUUAAGCUUCACCUCAAUUAUCUGUAACUUCUCCUGUUUUUUAAGUUUGAGUCCUUGGAAUAAAGCAAUCAAAAUGUGA